AUGCUAGACCGGAAUUUGUCAAACCCACCACCUCGCUCUCGAAAUGACGUGACCAUCGCGGUACUUUGCGCUCUCAGCAAAGAGUUCAAUGCCGUAGUAGCAGUAUUCGACGAAUCCUGGGAAUCCGCGCACUAUGGCAAAGCACACGACACGUCCGAAGAAGCCGGUGACGAAAUCUUGCUUGGCGACGUCAUUAUCACCAAUAAACUCGUCCAGACUGAUUUCGGACGACAACUGCCAGAUGCCGUCUAUAUUAAAGACACACUGGACGACAGCCUCGGCCGCCAUUCUUCCGAAGUUCGCAGCUUCCUCAAAACCUUAGGCACUUUUCAGAUUGCCAGAGACCUCCGCAACGACACGGCACGUAACCUGACGGAUCUUCUUUCAGUCGAUGGGUUCGAGAAAUUUCGCCACCCGGGAUUUGCUCGAGAUAAACUGUUCUCAUCGGAGUACCGCCAUAAGCACCACCAGGCUGACAAAUGCUCCGUUUGCGACGGUAGUGGCAGCGUUUCAGGGAAAGUCUGCGAUGUGGCUCUCAACAGCACAUGCGAGUCACUGGGCUGCGACGAAUCAGCUUUGGUGGUUCGCUCACGCCUUACCAGUCUGGCACAGAGCGAGACUACGAAACCCGAGCACUACAAACCCGUCAUACACAUCGGCACUAUGGGAUCUAGUGAUCAGGUAAUCAAGUCGGCAUUCCACCGGGACAUGUGGACCUCGAGUCACCAGAUCAUUGGCUUCGAGAUGGAGGGUGCCGGUGCGUGGGACUCGUUCCCAACAAUACUUAUCAAAGGAGUUUGUGAUUACGCAGACAGCCGCAAGAACAAAAACUGGCAGGGGUACGCAUCAGAAAGCGCCGCGGCUUUUCUAAAGGCUGUAUUGAGGCGGUGGACGCCAGUAGAUGAGCCAACGGCUCCUAUCGUUGACAUGAAGCAACAUGAUCAAUGGAUCCAGAGUUUCUUUUUGCAGCCAUACAAGUCCCAGAAAGACCGAAACGAAAGAGCAGCUGUCGGGACCUGCAGUUGGGUCAUGGCCAACCCUCUGUUCCUAAGAUGGCAAAGCAAUGAAUUCAGUGAUGUCUUCUGGGUGACCGCAGAACCCGGAUCCGGAAAGAAGCUUAAGGAGCAUCAGGUCAACAGCUAUUCGCAGAGCCCAGUGGCACCGUUUUCAAAUUUCUGGUAUUCACCCGACCAUACGUCAUCAUCGUUCGUGAGCUUCGUGAGCUUCGUGAGGAUCUCACUCGACUCCGUGGAUCAUAUGGGAGCUAUCAGAGAGGAUAUUUCCCACUACAUCGAGAUGACCCGUGUCAGACAGAAGUUCUGUCUCUCUGACGAGGUCUGCCAGUGUUUGGUCUUCCGAGAGAUUGAAAGGUCCAGAGGCAAAACCGUCAAAAAAAUCCUGAAGAUGAUCGAUAAUCUUCCCAAUACAGUCGAGGGGAUCUACGAAACCAUAUUAGAGGACGUAGAAGACCGAGACGAAACAGAGAAUCUUUUCAUGAUUAUUCAAGCUGCCAAAAGACCAUUGACUCUAAGUGAGAUAGACGUGGCAAUGGAGCUUGCCGGGGAGUCGACCAGGUAUGAAGACUUGGACCUAGAAGGGGAUGAAGGUCCAAUGGAGUACAUUCGCCAAGCAAGCUGUCUUCUAGUCCUAGUUGACGAGACCGUAUCUGAUUUUCUUUUGACAGCGCCAGGCCCUGCACAAGUCAAACUAGGCUUUGAGGCAGGCUCCAGGCCAUGGAAAUCCACCAUCUCACGCAAAGACUCCCAUACAACCCUCGCUAAGCUCUGUCUGGCAUUCCUGCAGCUUGAGGACUUCACGAAAGCUGGAAUUCGCCUCCAGCUUUCGUAUAAAUAUAAGGAUACCGGACAUCCGAAGACGACGUAUUUUCCUUGGACUAUUGAGUCCUAUCAUCUAGGCUCAAUGAAAAGCUUGGUCAAGAGGCUGGUCAAUGGGGAAAUGCUUCCAGAUAGCACUGUCAGCGUAGACUUGACGGAAUCAGUCAGCGUUCAUCCAAACCAACCAUCUGGGGAACACCUGAAAGAGAUCAAGGCGCGCUUCUCUUUCCUGGAAUACGCGGCAACCUAUUGGCACAUACAUGUAGCUGAGGCGGAUAUGGAGCCUGAUGGCUUCAUAUUGAGUCUGUUUGACAUCAACAGUCCUCAAUAUGCGACUUGGCUCCCGAUUUAUUGGCAGACGGCGCCACGCCACGAGAGAGUGCAUCUAUCUGCUUCAAUUCUCGCACUUUGCUUCGGUCAUCGGCGCGCACUGAGCCGGCUAAUAGCCAACGGCUUAGCUGUCGACGAGCGGGAUCCCUUCCGUCAAACGGCACUGCACUGGGCGGCGUCGAGGACGUCAAGAGAGGACCUUGAGUUUCUGAUAAGCCAAGAAGCCAUCAUUGAUGCUGCUGACAGCUUCGGGAGGACCUCGCUUAUGGAAGCUGUCAUUGCUCAGAAGCAGGCACACGUGGCCAUACUUCUUGAUCACCAGGGUGCUGAGCCUCAGCCCUGGACUGUUUUCAAAGCAGAGGAAUGGCAGAACGAAGAGAUCAAAAGGCUUUUACGCCGUCGAAUGAGAGAAUUGGGCGCCGCAGCGCGGUCUGAAGCCGAGAGGAACGCGUCCCCGACCGCACGGAUGGUGAAUUCAAUCAAGUUAAAUGACGCAAGAAAGCUUCUAGUAGUAUUGGGUCGACAUGCCGAAGUGUUGGCCGCUACUGACAGCAGGAGCAACAAUACUCUCCAUAUUGCAACCACGAAAUGCAGUGUCGAAGUCGCCUGUCUACUUGUUGAACGUGGCAUAGAUCCAAACGCAGUGAAUACGGCAGGAGUCAAUGCCCAAUUCUUUGCACACAUUGCAGAUAAUCAACCCAUGAUCUCAUAUCUACUGGAAGUCGGCGUGCAAGGAUUUUGUAAGGCCACAUCAGUUAAAGAGGGUGUCAUCUCUGAACUGCGCUCUCAUGCGCAGCUUUUGGAAAUACCACCCCUAGUAGCCGCGAUACGCCUUGGGGCAGCUAAUAUUGUACUGCAGCUACUUGAAGAAGGCGAAAAUGUGAAUCAAACUUGGGGGCCACUUCGAAAAACGCCAAUCUUUGCUGCUGUUGAGCGGGACCAGCAGCCUAUCAUAAACGUUCUACUGGGAUUUGGUGCGGACGUCGACUCUCGGAAUCUGCUCCAGCAGAACUUGCUUUGUUGCUGUAUCCUUACCACCGGAAACGUGCUUGGUGUAUCUCAGAUCAUCACUGCAGUCACCAGCCUCAUUGAGGCAGAAAGACGAGGCAUGGAUGUUUUUAAGUUCUCUGAUCGUCUCUUACACCACCGUCCCCAGCCAGGUGUACUCGAAGAACUGGUAUUUUGGGACGACCCAGCACUAAAGCCUGAUGUGCAGAUGACCGACCCUGUCAUUAAUAGAUCUUCGCCUGGCAACGUGCCUCAGAUUCCAUACAGACCAUCUCAAGGGGUUUCCUUGGAAGAGCAUGCGGACCCUGAACAAGACGAGCCGGUGCGAAAAGAUCCAGGGAUGCUGUACUUGAGGUACCUGGAGGGACAAGACUCGGAUGACGAGGAUAUGUACUUGACCGAUGAGAAGAUGCAGGAAAAGAUCCUGGAUGAGGCGGCAGCACGUCGAAAACAACAACCUUGGAACCGGUACACCUACCUGUUUGUCCAUGAAAGACUCAUGGGCGAGGACACCCAUGAUCCCGAUACCAGGUCAAUUGCUCUACCAGCACGUCUCCGACCCGAAGAUAAUCCCUACAGUGGCCGGUUGGCUGCAAAGGCCUCUAGUUCAGGCUCUGGCCGCCCCAGCUCAGCGGCUUAA
Messenger RNA from Fusarium subglutinans, 3813 nucleotides. Its product is annotated as phosphorylase superfamily. Lineage: Eukaryota; Fungi; Ascomycota; Sordariomycetes; Hypocreales; Nectriaceae. Gene Ontology annotation, biological process: nucleoside metabolic process. The transcript has 8 exons. The coding region runs from base 1 to 3813 and encodes 1270 amino acids. The record is from RefSeq and is a predicted model, not a curated record. Gene Ontology annotation, molecular function: protein binding; catalytic activity.